Molecule: messenger RNA, 888 nt
Organism: Saccostrea cuccullata (small rock oyster)
Lineage: Eukaryota; Metazoa; Mollusca; Bivalvia; Ostreida; Ostreidae
Product: microtubule-associated serine/threonine-protein kinase 1-like
Exons: 8
Coding region: 46-888 (280 amino acids)
Biological process (GO): protein phosphorylation
Molecular function (GO): ATP binding; magnesium ion binding; protein serine/threonine kinase activity
Source: RefSeq, a predicted model, not a curated record
AUUUUUAUUUUGACAGGAAGUAGUCCCCAUGACAGUCCCAGGAAUAUGUCGCCUAGUCAACACGGCAACUUCCUGUUCCAGAAUGUCAGGAAGUGCGAUGGAAGACGGUGGUCCUUUGCUUCCCUGCCUUCCUCGGGUUACGGAACAAAUACUCCAGGCAGCUCUAAUGUUUCGUCUCAAUACUCAUCACAAGAACGUCUUCACCAGUACCAGCCACCCCAGGAGGAGUACACCCUCAGUGGGAAUGAGGGGGACGAGGAGGGCAGGAAAUCCCCCCUGUCCCCCCUCCUACGACCCAGGUCCCGAAGUCUCAGCUUAUCCUGGCUUGCACUUGAUAGUCCAAUGGUUUCUCCUGGCGGGGACGAGAUUGUCAUGAUGAACAGUGUUUAUAAGGAACGAUUUCCCAAGGCCACGGCUCAGAUGGAGGAGAAGCUGAAGAAGUUUUUAGAGCAGAACAAGCUGGAGGAGGUGGACUGUGAUGCCAUUACACGGUUCCUGCACCACCAGGUGAUGGAACUUGCUCGCGACUGUCUCCAGAAAUCACAGGACAAACAGAUCACAGGGACCUACUUCUUCGAGCUCUCAGAGAAACUAGAGAAACUACUCAUUGAUGCACAAGAAAGAGAAGAUAUUGCUUACGAGUUUCUGUACCCAGUCAUCAAGAACCUGUAUUUGAUCAUCUCUAGACCCUCAAGAUUACUGGAGUGUUUGGAGUUUGAUCCGGAGAAGUUUUAUCAGCUUCUGGAGGUGGCAGAGGGACAGGCCAAAGAACACAUGAAACGUGACAUUCCGCAAUAUAUCAUCAGUAAACUAGGCCUCAACAGGGACCCACUGGAAGGUCCGACACACAGAAUUUUGUCUAUCAUAAAACUCUUGUUCACUUUUUAG